AUGAUUCAAGAAGUAUCUUCUAAUGAUCGUGGACACGGAGCCAGUUGGUUGGAGCUCAUACCGUUUCUGCCCUCUGAGAAGGUUCGACGAUUAGAUAAAACCGUCAGCGGGAACAUAUGUCUAACUAGUUUCCGUGUCCUCUUUUAUUCGAAGCAUCAGUCACAUACAAUUAGCAUACCAAUUCAUUUGAUCCGAAGGGCGGAAGCCUCUCUGGUUCACCUCAACCUCACUACGAAAAUAGGGACCACGUUCACGUAAGUAAAAACAUCAAUGACAAACUUCCUAGAUGUUCCUUUAAAAACGUGUGCCUCUGUGAGCGUUGGGCUGCUCUGCUGUCCUCCUUGAUGGAGUUUCCAAAAGAGUUGCCGCUCGCAUUCGCUGCCUCUUACCGAAGGGCACUACAAGAUCUGGGACAGUCGCACCCCUUCCUAUUACCCGUCAAGGAACAUUUACAGCUCCAAGGUAUACUUAUUUGAAGUACUCAGUGGCUCCAGAUUCAGACAACGCCUUGGAUGUGGCUCUUGUCCUUUACGAGUUUGAACGGCUAGAGUUUAGCAAGGAUUGGAAAGUUACUGAUGUCAACAGUGAAUUUGGGUACUCAUUCGCAUUCAUGGCCAACUUCUCCUUUAAGCAUUUGUCGCAGCUAUCCCAGAUACCACAUUAUGCCGCGUGAUAUCAAAGACAAUGACAUACCUUCCAUGGCAACAUUCCGGAGCCACAACCGAUUCCCCUCUGUUGUGUGGAGAUCGAGAAAAACGGGCGCCGUGCUUUUGCGCUGCGCACAACCAUGUGUUGGUAUUAUGUAUUCCAGGAACGAAUUGGACGAACUUUUCGUAAAAUCAGUGCUUUCAAACUGUAGAAAUGACCACAGAUUGAAGAAUCGUGGUGAAGGUAGACUGACCCCUAUACUAAACAAAAUUAGUCUAAUUGCAUUCAGACUUAUUUCUCUGCAAAUUUUUCUGCGUAUUCAUGUACAUAUAAAUAUCUUUUAUUUUUAUAGAUCCACCAAGGCUUCUUAUAAUCGACGCUAGAAAUUACAGUGCAGCUCAGUUGAACCGUCUGCGCGGUGGUGGAUUUGAGUACGUUGAAUACUAUGAGCAGUCGCAGAUCAAAUUCAUGGAUCUUCCGAACUUACACUCCGUUCGCCUUAGCUUCGAACGUCUCACCCAGCUCUACGAGAGCAAACCGGAGACAAAGUAAGUAUCAGUCUUUUCUUGCAAUUAAUAAAAACGUUUUUACCAAACCUGAUACGUUAGGCUUGUUUGCUGUCCAGCAAAUAAAAGAACCGAUAAUUUCCUCUGGCAUCCUCAAGGGUAGGCAUGAGUGCUUUGCUCCUAGUUGCUCUUACCAUUAUUCAUUCUGGAGCUGAAGUCCAUUUGAUGGCGUCUGCGUACCAUCCGCUGCAACUAAAUUAGAAAUGAGUUGCAUCCAAGGUAAAGAUAUUUUCCUCAGUGCAAACCUCUCGUAAUAGUGCACUGACGUUGGGGGUAACUCCUUUGCUUAUCUUGAAGUUGUAAUGUUUACAAAGGAGCUUAAUGUCUGCUGGCUUGACACAAGAUUUUCCUCUUCAGUUGGUAUUCUGCCUUGGAGAAAACUUUGUGGUUGUAUUACAUCAGUCAACUUAUAAAGUCGGCCUCAGAAGUUGCUGCUGCCCUUGACGCUCACUGCCGUCCGGUCAUGGUCCAUUGCACGGAUGGUUGGGAUCGCACUCCGCAGCUGACGUCACUUGCCAAGAUCCUUUUGGAUCCAUUUUACCGUACCAUCCAGGUAAUUCAAACCCUUUCCGUUGUGAUGACCUUCAAAGUAUACAUUUGGUUUCUAACACCAAGUUAUGCUAUCAAGACAACCGUGACCCGCCUCAAUACGUCAUAUACCACCACAGUACUCCGUCACAUUAAAACUGAAAUGGCUACAGACAGCUUUAAAUCUGGAUUGUACCCAGGGGAAGACCAUAAUUCACUUCUCAGUCCACUCGUUUGCCGUAUUUGACGGUGGCGAAGGUGCUACUAUUAACUAAUACUGUAGGCAAUCGCCAACAGUGGCACGUUGGCCUUGGGGUUGCCUCGACAACUGGCCACAUGCGACUGCAUUAAGAUCUUUAGAGCACUGGGACAUCUGAUCACCCGCGGAUGGCCAAAUUUUAUGUGGUCCAUUGUGAAGCUUUUUUGGGAUAUUAAUCACGAGUUAUCAUCCAACCACUCAUUGGCCCACAUUUUGUGUGUGUAUGCACCUUUGAAAAACUGAUUUUCAAGUAGCAAGUUGCAACUCUGUGAAAGAAGGCGUUUUCCGUGGAGGGAUUGCAUUUGACAGGCCUGCCCCUUGCAUCAACCCUUCAAUUUUAUUACGCAUGUUCAUAAUACCGCCAAGUUAUUCCCUGCCGCCUAGUCAACUAAGACCAUGGCAUCCUGCCUAGUGCACAUUUAUACUCUGUCAUCAUUUAGGUUUUAUUGCUUUGCUACGUUCUGCUUCAUCAAUUAUAGGGAUUUCGUAUUCUUGUUGAACACGAAUGGUUACAAUUUGGUCACAAGUUUGGCGAUCGUUGUGGUCACAAUCCAUCAAGUGGUCCAGAAGAGCGCAGCCCAAUUUUCCUCCAGUGGCUUGACUGUGUUCGCCAGGUCCAUCACCAGUUUCCCGCAUACUUCGAGUUCAACGAAUUGUUUCUGGUGGGUUUCGACUAACCUAUUUGGGCAGUUUAUUUUUCACCAUUUGCCCCCAGGCUUCUAACCUUUGUCCUUUAUCUCAUCAGAUAAAGUUGGCGAUGCAUACCUACUCCGGUCUUUUUGGGACUUUCCUCUUUAACUCGGAACGGGAUAGACAUGCAGCCCAGUGUUCCCAACAGACAUGUUCUUUGUGGGCGUUUUUGAAUCCAACGCGUAAUUGGUCCCUUCGAAACUAUCUGUACGAACCAAAACAAGAGGUAAAUUCGCAAUCUCUACGCGCCUAAAGUUUAUUCCUGCUUUACUAUUUAUGCAAAAUGGUAGUAUUUCCCUUGACCCAUCGUUAUAUCGUACUUUUUUUUACACAUAACACAUUUUUUGCGUUACAGGUUAUCAAGCCCGCUUGGCAGGUGCGUAGCCUCGAUUUAUGGGAUUCACUAUACCAAACUGCCCUUCUGCCUUGCACUGUUUUCAACCCACCGGCUGCCACUACCGCGACCUCGGAGCACCGAGAACUCAGCAAACAGUCUGCCAUUCCAAACGAUUUCCUACCUGAUAGUACUGUCUCCCUUCCAGUAUCGCAGCCAUUGGAAGUUACCCCCCUAGCAACGGCCUCCAGUGGCCCGCCAACGGGUGGAAGGCCUGUUGUCCAGUCAGGUUCCAGCAUAAAUACUCUCUUUGAGGAAUCAGCAUCGUCUAACAAACUGCCACGGUCAAAAUCGCUGAUGGCCCUAUCAACCGGUUCCUUAAAAGUACGGUCAAAUGUAGCCUCGGAUGACAUUGAAGCCACUCUACACGCCAGAUUUCUUGCGUCCACGGCGCUAAACCCAACGGAGGAUAAAAGAAAGUUGGACAAAGUAGAUUCUGGUGAUAUUCGUGGUGGUAAGAAGACAACUCUUUCCUCUUCGCUCACGUCUCUUCCGGAUACGGCAAAGGUGGGACGUCCUUUUGACAAGAGAAAACAACUCUCAAGCUCAGCUUCGAAUCUGUCUUUUCGUUUUGGACCAGAGGCGCGACAUUAUAACCCCGACACAGAAACCGAGAUCUUGUGCUCUUCACCAGUGGAGCUGCUACCUGUAAACAACUUCCCGCCCGCUCAUCCAAGUUCUUCACGUGGAAACAUUUCAAGUUCCGUCUUCGCCGGUGGCAUCCGCACAUAUCUCUCAGACCAAGAUCUUUCCUCCCAGAAAUGUACCCAUAGCCGGAGCGCAAGUGACCCGCCAUCAGCUUACAGAAAGAUUCGACUCUCGGUAAGUCCAACGUACUCUUACCGGAUCACGGUUGUGACUGCCAGUGCAAGCGAUAAGAGUUCUAGAAAGCAGUUAAAGAGACUCUGUCGCCGAAGCGACUUUGUUUAAUAUGCUCUCAAAACCGCCAUGAAAGACAACGUUGCAUAAAGCUAGCGGGUACGCAGGGGUGCAAUAUCUUUAGAAUUCCAUUAAUACGUCACAAUGCCUAAAAUUAAGUUUCUGCAUCCAUCACGUGCGUUUGCAUUUGGUGCCAUUAUUACUUGGUUGGAGAAUUCUGAGUCGUUAAAGGCCGUGAUUACAUCGCCUGUGUUGGUGACUGGUAAUUUCCAUUACUAGUGCUGUCGCUAGAGACUGUUCUCCUGCACACCCUCCACGCGACUAAUUACUUUGCCCAAGCAAACUUUUAAAACCGAAUGGGGAGAGAGGAGUCUAUUGCGUUCGUCGAUAAACGGUGGACCUGCGAUAAUGACUCCGGCAACUCGCAACUCACGGAAUUAGUAGCAUUUGGAAUGAUCCCGACCACAAACUUCAGCGUGUGGUCGGGUUCCUGUCAAGUGAAUCACUAAUUGAAAGUUGGCACUAUCCCUCAUCAUUUCUCGGCCAUCUGCUAUACAGUUGCUCCGUCUUCAACUGCACCAGGCCUGGUAAAGGACUGCAGACGUUUCUUGUCGUGGCAAUGCGUCUUUGGGUUUUGUCAUUUGGCGCCUGGUGAUUGCCUCUAGUCUGUGUGCAAUCCUCACCACGAGUGACUUGAAAAGUCUACUAACACCGAAGCAGGCGGCGACGCUCGCUUAAAUUUGUAUCCUAUGCGGUUUGGUGUCUCUUAUUUUUGCGCACCAGUUGAUCUUGUCUUUCGGUUUCCUGCAGUGAGCUUCGACUCGCGGAUAGAGCGCGCUUUUGUUACUGUUUGUGACUAAACGAUCGCCAGCACCCCGGCCAACACUCGUCACUAAUGCCUUUCUCGUCCACUACAUCCGCACGUCCAGCCACCGCACGGGCUCGUUCGAUCAUAUGCGCAUACACUACUGUAAUUGCUAACAUUCCACCCGCCAGUCAAAUUCACCGUUCCCACACGAGCAUGGACCUUUCUGGUCGUAUACGCACAUGAACACUAUUAUAGUGUUUGUCGACUUCGGCCCUAGCUGGUGAACUGUUGUAAUCGUUGGUGCGUGCCACGACGUAUAUGGAGGCUACGCUCAGUCUCACGUCUAGUCGACUUAACCCGGACAAGUCUUUGGUGUAUGAGAGUGUAAGGAGAGUAAAGUCGAUCCAGCGCUUCCUCACCACAAACGACCAGAUUUGCUUUUAAACUAUCGUGACGCGCCAACAGCAGUGGCUUGGAAGACUGCCGACUAACGGGACAACUAAAUCUCUCAGGACUGAAGGUCAGAUUGCAAUGGCUCCUUGACGUGGCCUUUAUAACACUCGUUAACCAAGGUCGUGUGUGGCACGCGUUGCUGUCUGUUUAACUUCGCCAGUCACUGCGUCCCCGUCCACUUCCAAUCGUCCUGACUGCUUACCGUUGUAGGGCGCCAAGUGUGGGAAGGGAAAGUGACGUAAAGUCAGCGCAGGUCUGCCUCACCAGAUAACUUCAGAUAUAAAUGACUACCGUUUCAUCCUCGCGGAGUAAUCGUGAGCUCUAUCGCUUCUAACGCUCGAACCAUCGACCGCUACCUAAGUUCGAUACUUGCAUCCUGUUUGUCGCCUUCCUGAACACUAGUUCUUAGGCCUAAUCUUUGCGACAGACGGGGGCAUAAAAAGGCACUUUGGUCCGCCCUCAGUCAUGAGUUGUAUUUCCAGAGGACGCCGUUGAGACGUUUUUGGAGUAGUCGGCACCCAAUUCCGUUCGAUGGCAGGGUUACUACCCACAUACCGAGAGCAGAGUUUCAAUCUGUUAUGUUGAGAGGCCAACGACUCUGGCCGCUGGCACACGGCCUCUGUUGAGUACAGAAGCUAGUGAACCCGCUGGUCGGCCUUUUACCUGCCCGUGCACUAUUCUAUUAGAUAUGGAGUGCAUUUUACGACAGAUACUGAAAUAUUGGAGGAUUUACACGCUUCAGGGGAUAGAAGCAAAAAGGGGCGUUGCAUCAAUAUCCAAUGGAGUCGUUCCACAGGAAACUUCUGAGUUUAUUAAAUAAUUGUAUUUGCUAGCCGACUGUGGUUUCCUAAUCACUAAUCAGAAAUGCAAGACGCCAAAAGCACCAUUACCAGUCCGCAAGUUAGUUUCUUUGAGUAGUUCGAUGGGCCGGAGGGAGAGAGCCUUCUUUUAUGUAUCUUGGGAAAGUCAUUGGGUCGAGUCCUGUAGAUGAAAUCCUAGAGCGCCAUAGAUCGUUCAGCUGAUGACGAAACUGUUUCUCUUAACGGCUGCCAAGCUGACCUCCCUUUAUUUCUCUUGACACUGCUCUUCCGAGCAACGGUGGCAGUAUCACUCAGCUUAUAUCUAAUCAGAUCACAAAUUCAGCUAAGACCGACGAACUGUGCUUCUUAAGUUCGAAGUGAAAGAUUAGAUUGGAAACCCGGGUUUGGUGGCCAACAAAAAUAUACCAAAGCGGGAUUUAAGCAAUCCACGUAUGCAAUUUUACCAGAACGCACGAUAUUCGACGAAGUGAGUCGUAGAACAGAGAGACCUGCGGGCUUCUGUCAGUGACCAACGAGUCAUCCCCCUGACGUUGUCCAGGAAGGCCCAGAGGGCGCACAAUUACUUGGUACCGUUGCAUGGGUCGGAAAGUGAACUUACCAGAAGACUAUGAAGACUAAGCGUCAUAUUACCAUUCUAAAAAAAAUCGGGAUAUGUUAGUUCCACGAUUGCACAGCCAAUUCAUGAAUUCGAGGUCAAUGCGCCCGUUUUUAUCCAUUUCCGAGCCCCCAAAGAUGUUCGAGCAAAGAGAAUCACGAAGGUAGGCUAUGGCCAGGCCUGGUUUCCUAACAAGGGUCCGUUUGCUAUAGGGGAGAAUUUAUCCAUCCGGUGAGUGCAGAGGAAAACAAAUGAUAUAAACGCCCUUAAGCCGGGCAAGACGGGUCACGUGGGCAGCUAUGCGAAGGCAUUGAGCCCGAAAAGUCGCGUCUCGGAAACAACUCCGUUAUCGCCCAGUAAUUUCGACAAAAUUGUAAGCAUCGCCGUCCAAUGUGUCUUAACUUAAUUAUGCGUAAUGGGUGGAGCAGCGGCCUGACCCACAAGUUGUCAACACUAGCCUUUAUAUUCCCAGCUUGCUCUACCCUCACUCCCAUUGCUCUCAUAAGCGGUAAAGACCUCCACCCUGAGAGGUUUACCACAUCUGCAACUAGUUUGACGGACAAAUAGCUGUGCUUCUAGAAUUGCUGUCUUCACGACAUAUGGAUGCUCAUGUCUGUAGUACAGCCUAUUAAGAAGUCGGUUAACCCGGCAUUAUUGGUAGCUGUAACAAGUACAACGCCAAGAAGUGUUAUCGAUAAAGCAUAGGAAGAUUAAAAUGACUGUUUCUGGUUUAUUAGCCGUCAGCAAUCAUUCAUGCCCUGGAAAGUUUUAAAAACUAUGUGAGAACCCAGACUGGUCGAUACCAGAUAAGAUACCAGCGCAGGUAAAACUAACAGCGAUGGUAUCAUUGACAGUGCAAGCCGCGAGCAUUAUAUCGUUACCGUCCCUGCAUAAUUUCGAAAUUAUCCGAUGAGUCAUCCGGUGGCAGUUCUGAAGUUUUCUGCAGUCAUUUCUCAUUGCCGCCAAAUUCCACUCCAUAUCCACAUCCACGACCAGGGCCACCGCCAUCCUUGCCAUCAUGGUCUUUCGUCCGGAGUUCGACAAUGAACGCUUGAACUAAGGCUGUCACUCAUGGUACGUUUGUGCUCCUGAUACUUGGCACUAACAUUGAAUGAAAUUGAGGAUCUAGAAUAGUAUGCCCCGAAAGGUAAGUUGGAAAGAUCUCUGCCCUGAGAAAAUUUGAACAAAACCAAUGUUGCAAAGGAAACAAUACAAUGAUAUCAUCAGGUUCCGUGACCUCAUCCACCCACACAAACUCUUCGGUCAUUUGCAAAAAUAUGCGAAAGCCCUGACGUCACAUGUGUUGACAUGUCUGUCACAGAGCCUUUGGGUGCGCCUGGUGGCUUAUUUGUUGCGAAGUAUCGCGUCAUAGUAGUUGCCUGCCUGCUAGAUUCUGUUUACGCCUCUACUGUGCGAACUUUUGAUUGCCGUUACUAGGACGACCAGGGCAUUUACGAGUUCUUAAUCGUCCUUGAAAUUGAUUUUGUCCUAGUGAACGCAUUUAUCCAAAUAUCUUUAAUUUUUCCUACAGCGCUAAUUUGGAGGCGGGAACCAAAUUUAUGCGAGCAGUUGGACCUCACCAUCAACCUCACAUUGUCCUAGUAAUGGUGAGGCGCCGUUUAGCAUCACCCCAUCGACUAAGUACCAUAUCAGGUUUUAUCUUUUACGAUUUUUCGUGUUUCUACAAUUCGACAGCUGAGAGGCCAGGAAAUUGGAUCAUCUUAUUUUAAUCCUGCUGCGUUGGUAACCUCGAUUUUAAUUUAAGAAAAAAAUUGAAGGCUCUUGACCGAAAUUGGCCCGACCAACCGCCUGAUAAGGCCUUUUGCGGAUAAUGUUGGACAUCUACACUACUCCAACAUCGUAGCCGAUUCCGUUAAUCUGGUAGCUAGAGUAGCCGUUUCAUAGCUGAUGGGUCAGAUCGCUGCAGAAACGACAUUUGGAUGUUAUGUUAGGUCCGAGAAGGCGGACUGUCAAUGCAUCCAGAAGACCAGAAGAUUUUUGCUGGCUUACAGUAAUUGCCUCAUGGAACCUGUCAUCCCCCUCUGGUCACUUAAGUAAUGACCGGCCUUCACAUGUCAAGUCCUUGAACUUAUUCCCGACAUGCGAAGGUCCAAACUCAGUUCUUUUGUAUCACAUGGCAUGCAGCUGUAACCAGAGUUUCUCCGGUCAUUGUCACUCUGAGGGUGAGUAAAGUUCUGAUGGCCAACUAGAUAUGGAUUUGAGCACAUCUACCUGGGUAACUGUACUGAUGACGAAAAGAAAAACCACAAGCAGGCAGAAUAGCAGAAGUUCGUUCUUUACACCACCGCUCUUUAAUUUGGUAACUUAUUCAUUCAUUUGAGUAGAUCUAAAACCUUUUCCCUGUACCAGCGUUUAGAUGUCCAACGGGUCUUCUUGACUUGGCGUUUGAAAUCUGCACCUCAUUCCCCGCAUACCUCGGCUUACAGUCCACUUUUUUCUCUCGCUCGUAAUUCCUCCGCCUGUCUCACCAGACAGUAGAGGUCUGCUAUCUACCAACUUACGUUUUGUUUCAAUCGUUAACAUAGGAAUACUCCUCGGUCCGAAAUUUUUAGUCUUCGUGACGCCAAUUAUUACCUAAAAGGGGAAUUAUUGCUAUCCCUGGACGUCAAUAACACUGCGUGAACUGCAUGUUUGGGUCACUCCGGCUUUGUUAAUAGUUUAUGUUUGAGAUUACCAAGGACUUAAUCUGUCCAGCCCUGCGAAUCUAGUUGAAGUAUCGUGGCCUAUAUGUUAGGGAGUAUCCUAUAUCAAAAGCAAUUGCCAACCUACUGUUUUUAAAAACUCAUAUUACAGGCCUUUUCAGUGCCGCCACAACCUGCUUAUACAUACACUCCAGUCAUCGUUAUUAAAGUAAAUUGUGUCCGCUUGGAGCCCGAGGAAAAGCGAAAAUAUUAUUGUAUUUUGAGAUCUUCGGUCAUUUCUGCGUAAGCUAUAAAAGCCAGAGAGGCAACAACCUGCGGCGCUAUCUCAAAGAGGCACCAAGACCCAAGUUACUUCUUAAGCAACUUUCAGCGUUCAGCUAGUGCUUUGGAAGCGCAUGUCUGCUUUACUCUCUCUCCCUCUCUCCCCUCUAGCUCUUGUCUUAUGGCUUAUUUAUGAACGUGUCUGUCGCACAUUUCAGAGCUUCGUUGGCGAUGACAUGCUUCUCGUGGAUAGCCUACCGGUGCCGGUCGCUGACCAUAACCAGACUUUCUUGCAGUCAGCCGAAGUAACUGAUGGGCCGAAAUGGAGAACUGAAAGCCCUCCGUCCGAAACCACUUCCAUAUGGCCUGACAGCUCCAGCACGUCGAGCGACUCCCUUGUGAGCCAGAGAGCCGUGAAACCUGCCAAGACACUUGUUGGGUCUGCAUCCGUGGGCGCCAGUGAUUUGACUCUCGUAAAAGGCGAAAAAUCGACUUUACGGCUUACGGACGACCGACCCUCUACGGAGACUACGGUAAGUCUUGAAAGUGAACUGUCCAUCAGCCCUUCUAAGUUGUCAAUUUAACUUAGGUCCUCUGUAAUAGUGAGUAUAGGCAGUCAGAUGUGCGACCAGAGACGUCUCGUCUUUGGAAUCUUACCAGAUGUAUCCUGGCCUACUGACCUACUCUCUUUUCCUGGAAGCAUGGUCUGCACCUACUGGUAGUAACCUAAAUAAUCUUGAGUGAUCCUUCGUUAAAAAUGAGGUCACACAAUCAUUCGGUGAAAUGCAACGGUUGGUGGGCGACAGAAAACGCGUAUGUUGGUCUACAGACCUUAUUAAAAGCCCGAGACACCAAAUAGUUCUCUGUCUGUCCUUUUUUGCUGACCGCACUAUAUUCUGUUUGCCAUCAAAGUCAGACUCUUGACCUGUCUCCAAGCUGUAAUCCACAGUUCGGGAUAACAUGUCACCAUUUCCCACCAACAUCUUUUCACCCCCAUCCUUCCACAUCAGAUAGACAUAACUUCCCGCCCUCAGACCUUCCGUUUCCAUCCACUGUUGUCCUCUGCUUAGCAAGCGUCCUUCAGACAUGUGAUGGACAUGAUCCAUCAAACAAGAAGGGCCGUUGUUCAGCAGAAAAUUAUUUGUAUUGGCUCAAUUUGCUCUUAGCAAGUCCACGCAGAGCGCGCGGAUCAGCCCUCUGGCCGUCCAAAAACGCGAUUAGGUCGUUACGUAAGGCGGUUUGGUGUGGGAAUGGUGUCCUGUGGUCCUGGAUUUUAGGCUGGAUGCUGGAGGGGGAUGGAUCCUUCUGACACUAUUUUAAGGUUCCCAGCUUAUGCAGAACGAUGAUUGAAUUUUUACUGGGUAACGGAUUAUUCGCUGUGCCGUAAUGUCGUUAUGACUUGUGACCUUUUCGUAGCUGACCGAUUUGUCAAAUCGGUACCCAGCCUGUCUCGUAGCUAAUCCUCACUGGGGACCGUUCCACUAUCCACCACCCAUGGACGCAUGGGGUAGCUUGCAGCCCAGUUAACAGGCGGACCUCGUCUUCCCGGGGUUUCAAUCGUUCUGGUCAGGUAUGACUUACUGUCGCGAAAGGCAACAUCAAGGUGAUCCAUCAUUUUAAUGCUUACUUUUGCUGACUAACAAGUACAAAGCAGAGAGUUUCGUCUGUUAAUUUUCGAUAUGCUUUGUGCGGUCGAAGACAAAGCCUUAAUUGAUCCUCAUCUUGCCAGCAUGCAGACACCGUGCACCGAAGACUACCAGACCCACCCAUUUGUCCAACACGGCCCUCGCCAUUUUCACCGAUGACCAAACAGUGUUUUAAUUGACAAGCAUUGAUACAUCAGCCCAACUGCCUAGCCUUGAUGAGAGGGAGAGAGGUUUGGCCGCCGUCUGCGUCGAGGCAAGAACGCGCCCUUACCUAUCAACCUAACAUUUCUAGACGGCAUGUAACCACUUCCUAUUCUCCGCCUUCUUCCACCCCGCCCGUAAAACUCUUGGUUCGCUUUUCCUAGGUGCUCCAUCAGACUUCGGAGGUUUGAUUUUAUGCUAGCCCAAAUUAUCGCUCUUCGUGCCAGGCCGGUAGUUCUGGUGCUGAUUUGUCAAACUGCCCCCGCGAGCGCGAUACCAGUCACAUCAAACCGAUGAGUCGAUGUUGCCAAUGAAUCCAGCUUAUGGUCGGCUCACUACGUGGCUGUACCACAAGCGCUGCUAGGGAGCACUGAUUGGGACAUGUUCUGGAUUCUUAUUCGUACAAAAUUUCCAUUAAGUUUACUUAACCCUUGCUCAGCAUACUUCUGAGGGCUGUCUACCGACACCACUCACUGAGGACCUACUCCUAACAGAGUCUUUCCUCUCCAUUUUGCCUUUCUUAUAGUUGGCAGACAACAUGAGGUACUUCGUACAGCCAACAUUUAGCGCCUCGUACCUCAGCUUGGACAACCCAAUUCGGGCUCCCUCCUGUUCUGAUCACGUUUCCUCACCCCAGGAGACGGCCAACUUCACUUCUGAUCCUUCUGGAGAGAGAGAGGAAGUGACCCUUUCCUCCGAAUUCCCCCACUUCUUUCUAUCCGACGGGAGACUCGACUCUGACUUUCACCCUGGAUUUAUUCCGCGCAGUCAGACAAUGACUGGAUCGGGUGCUAAACGCUAUUUGCUUCCGCUCAAAACUUCUUCGUCCUUGCGCUUUGGCUCCCCGCCCGAAAAUUUGGAUCUUUUCCUGAACGAUGGAUCGGCAUUUGAUUCCCAUGACGUCAAGGUCAGUCGGAUUAUUUGCUUUGUGUUACCAAUCAGGCUCAGUCUGGGUAAGCAGGUCUCUCCGUGGUAACUGGGUCAUGUAGAAAACAUGGUACAGCUAAUAAAAAUCGUCAGGGCCAAUUGUUUUUGGAAUGGACGUCAAGUGCGCCAACAAUAAGUUGUACGUUUUGACCAUUUUUCAAUUUCGUCAACUCCGUUUUUGUUCGGCUCUUCACUCAUCCGCCAAGUUACCAACUUGUUAGUGUCGAUAUUUCUUCCGUCAGACUCGGCGACGCCCUCCUCUGUCUAGGUGGUCGAUAAUGCCUUGCACGUGGUUUGUAUCGUAGUGAUGGAAACCCUCAACGCAUCCACCUAACUCUUCCCACGCAAAUCAUGUAAAGAUAGUAAGAAAAGGUCGAGACAGCUAGAGAUGGACGUGGACAUAAUGACGACUGACAAGGCUUUCGUCUACGUCGGCAACAUACCUUUUUGACCGUCGUCCAGGCCUGAAAAAACAGCGAUACCUCAUUGAUUUACUCGUGUUGGUGUCAGAGGGAAUGAAAACUCCUGCACAACAUGAAUUUCAUUCCCUCGCUAAAUGUGGACCUUUAAAAUCCGAUUCUGGAGACUUUGUCUUAGUCCUAAAGUGUGCGUAGGGCUGGACAGAGUUAUCCACACCUGAACGCCAUUUAUGACAAGGUGGAGUGAAUAUGGUUACCGUGGACCACCUUUAUUGAAGAUCAGUCGUACAAAUAAGUAUCUGGACUACAAUACCGAUUACAGUCGUCGAAUUCCGUCGAAUUUGGCUUGACUCGGUGCAAUCCAGAUGCAGAGGACCCUUUUGUGCUUGAGGCCUCGUGUUCGAAACGGUUCCUCAAAAGGAUUUUUAUUGCCGCUUACGAUUUUCUGACAGAAACUGGCAACUUCUCGAAGUUUUUGUAACCAGGAGGUGUGCUUGCCUUUCUAUUUGUCUAUCUUCCCUUCUGAUCACAUUCCAAUUUUUCUGUAACCCGAGUUCGCGAAUGUUGCCCAGAACUACAGCCACGUCUCUUCCUAAGUUGUUAUGGCGCCCGUAGUAGUUGAACUAAAUUGAACUUUCUCACGUUUUAUUGUGCUGUACAGUGUGAUUUAAAGCCCAUACAAUAUAGGCAAAAUCCAUGACACCUCAAAACCACUGUUCUAGCGCUAGAUCCGAAGUAGAAUCUUCCGCCUUCCCUUACUUGACCUCUGAUAGUGUUUGUGAUUUCUUACCCCUUUUGGAGCAAGACUUGACUCGACGGCGCCUAGAAAUUCCUCCCAGUUGUGAGCAGGAGCUGUCAUAAACACUCGCACUCAUUCACUCGUAAUUUUUGCGCUCUCAGCCCUUGGAUUUUGAUGGCCUGCUUUGACGACAACCAGGGCCCAUGAGGCUGUAGGCUUUCAAACCAAAUCCACCUUAUACAAACCCCCCGCUGUCCGCUGCCAGUUACUGCUAUGGUGAAAACCACAACUUCCUGCUACCAGUAUCCCAGUUUUUUACAAGUUGGAAAAGUGGCUCUAUAUUUUCGACAGACGAGUGCCAGUGGUCUUUGCCUCUACAGACUAAACAUAUUCAGAAGUGGUAGACGAGCGCUCACCGAUCGUUUUUACGGAACUCACUCGCCCCACUGUGCCUAAGAACUCUUGAGUCCAACCAGCAGCCGCACAGCGGCGCAUUAUAUAGGCAGAAUGGCAUUACCGACAAAGACAAGGGAGACUGGAACGGCCAUUUCAUAUUAAGAGAAUUUUCCGUCAAAUUUCUUAAUAGUUCUUUCUGGUGCUAGAGCACGACGAGUUUUAGGUCAUUCUUAAAACAGCGGUGAAUCCUUCAAGAUUUUCGGCGUUUUCCUUUCGUUGGCCAUAAAUUUAGAUUCUGUCCCAUGUGUUUAUCGAAACGUUCAAAAUGAGAUGCUUCUUGGAAGUGUUUACUGUAGAAGUGAGGUCUUGGACAUUCAUUCUAAUGCAGAUGGCCGUAUACUCACCCAAACAUAAAGCCUCAUUGCCGAGAAAAAUGAACUUCCACAACGAGUCAGCAGUGAAUGUGCCUCAGGUAUAUUAAAAAACGCACAAAUUACUUUAAUAAGCGGUUUAAUAAUAAUAAGCGCUCUAAUAAAGUAUGUCACCGACAGAUGUCUGCGUACUUCACUUUUUUCUAAGAUUGUCAAGAUAAAAAUUGGGAUGCUUUAUCAGCUUUUUCACUUUUCUGCAAAUUAAUGAUAAUUUUUCUGCCGCGAAUGAAAGAUUUCACUUUUCUUUUUUGUUGGGGCCGUUUCCGCUUUGUCUACUUUAAGGCUCCGUUCUAGGAUUUUAAAGGCACAGCAAAGCGGCCAUAUAAAUACUACGAUAUUGCGAAAAUCGCUAAUCAUCUGCCCGUUCCGUUUCUAAGUCACGCAUUAGCGGAAACCGGACCAUACAAAAAGUACUAUACGUAUGCUCAGUAGUUAACAUGUCCAUUUUCUGAAUGGCAAGUUAUCGAGUAUUCGCAAGGGACAGCAAAAUAUCAGAACGUUUGAGCAAACGAUUGCCAGUAGGCGUUAUUACUGCGUUCUAGGGCACGAAAUCACACAGAUUUUCCAAAAUAACGUUUUAAAGUUGAUACAACGCCUGGUUUUCUAAAAAUGACCCGCAUUUUCCUUCAUCUGGUUUACAUGCUGUUUAAAGUCAUUUUUAAGUGCGUAAGUUCUAUGUGGCAAAACUCGAGUUGAGAUCUCGUUCCUCUCAUAUAAAACAGGUACGAAUGCGCAAACUAAGUCAAGGAUAGCUAUCAGCACGGGAAACCGCUGGAAUAUAAGGUAACGCAGAUUUCGGCUCAAAUUUGUAAGCCUUCUGACUGACAAAAUUACUCAUAACCACAUUGAGCACACAAAAGGGACAUUUUACGGAACAUGCUAGGCGAAUAAGUCAAAUGCCCAACAUUUUAGUUGCCCACUAUUGAUCGCCUUAAUUUCCGUCCUUACGUUCCGUGAUUUAGGCCACAUACUGUAGAAUCGGGCUAAUUCGGAAGUGUGCAUGUAUUCCAACUUUGUGGUUCAUAUUUUCCUUGGAACACAAUCCGGGCUCCCACUCUCCCGCAAUUCGCAAUCUAAUGAAUGUGUACGUUUCCCGAAAACCUAUAAAUAUACAGUGUUCUCUCCUCGAUCGCGUUGGCUGCGCUCCAGGACCCCCGCGGAAAGUGAACAUUCUCGAAGUGGAAACACGUGACUCAGCGGUUAGGGCGUUAGAAUUCGAACGAGCAUGUCGCGGGAUCCAGCUCCUGGUGUUACGCACUUCGGGGUUGGGGAUAACUGACUGAUGAAGGCUAAUAAGCCAAAAAUGUUUACUCCAGUCUCCCUUGUCUUUAUCGGUAAUGUCAUUCUACCCAUAUUUUAAGUCCUUUUAAAUCCUUUCACAUUCUUAUAAACAUUUCUCACAUGGUUAUACAGCGUAAACCCUUUAGCAAACGUAAGAUUGUCAGGCAAUGCAAUCCCCAUGAUCCGGUGAGCACUUCACUUUCCCAGAUAAACUUUCUGCACCGCCUUAGAUAUCGAGUAGGAUUUUUGAAAUAGGAUACAUAACCGCUUGCUCUGAUUGAACAGCUUCCCAGCCAUCCGCCAAUACCGUUCCACGUAUAAAAUCAACUGGGCAGACCAAUUAAGCAAGCAUGAACCAGAAGUAGAAAGGCCCAUUGUCCGCAGGAAUCCGCGACAUAUAUUUAGAUAUGCUUUCACAUAAAAUCCGCCAAAGUCGAAGGUCGAUCCGUCCGAUGAUGGAAACGAGAGCGUCUCCGAAACGUCAGUCCAAAUAUAUUUCGGCCCAUGACGUCGUCCCUUCUCUGUUUUCUUCGGGGGAUGAUGGACACAACAGAGAGAUUGAUGCAUAUCGUAUGGCGUGAAGUCCUUUCGUCGUAUAUUGCAUCGGUUCUCAGAAAGACGACAGACGUUGAAGAAAAUACCGGCAUGCUCACCCGUCCUCGUUUUCUACUUUCAGCCAUUGUGCUCUGUGUGGCCCUCGGAUCUUGAUGGCUUGCCAAUGCGUGUGGACUCUGUUACUUUGCGCCUACACGAGAAGAACUACCAGGAAGAGCAAUUACAUCUACAACAACAGUCUGUUAUCAACACGCUAGCUUCAGAAGUAGAGACUGCGAAGGACGCCAUUUCAUCACUAAGACAAGAGGUGGCGCGAUUACAGAGGCUUUUUGAGUCUCAAGCCCGACAUGAUGGCAACUUUAGUGGCGCCAGCGGAGGCGGUCCUGCCUUUUCCUCGGGCGAGACUAAAGCGUGCCCCAACGGCGACCCUAACUCCGUCAAACCGUCUUUUUCUUUAGAAGAGGUGGGUUUUACUUUGUCGCUCGCAUUUUUAUGUAGUUAUUUGCGGCAUUAAGCAUUACCUCCAUACUAAUGUUUUCUGUCAACUUAACUAGUGUCCAUGCUACCUCUGUUUUAGAGUCUUUUCACAGUACCUCGCUGAGACCUAAUAUUACAUCUUGUCCUUCCGUUCAACCGCUGUGGCCUUCCUCCCAAAAGCACACUUCAGGGUUUGAAUUCUCGACUCAGCCUUUUUUAAGAUCCGCCGUAAGCUUGGACACAUGCACGUCGUUUUAGUCGCAACCUGUCUAACAGAGUACCGUGUUUCCAGCCUAGAUAGAUUUGCCUUAACAAAUAACUGCACGUUUUCUCAUUCGUCGGUACUGUUUGUACCGUUGCCAGUAUUCUAAAGUGUUCACUCUCUUCGGAAACAGGAUGUGAAUACGGGUCCUACCUGUCGACUUAGUUUGACCACAAAAGAUAGGGCGAUGGAGGGCGGGUCCAGCAGUAAUGUACUUCUUAUAAGUGGACGCCAUGUAUGUACCUCACUUUGGAGCUACAGAUGUCUCAUGACUGGAAGAACCCUCGCUGUUGUGGGGUUCCGUUGACCGGAAGUGACAGAGGGCUGGCGCUAGGUUUCACUGUUGUCUGUCUGACGGAUUAAAGUCCGUUAGCUCGUCACCACCUGCGUCGCAGUGAGCCAUACAAAGGUAUAGGUCGGAGCGACCUCCUGCAUACUCAGCAGAUGCAGGGAUUUGAGAACUUUGUACUGGAUUGCAUUUGCCUGCGUGCGGUUUUUUGGCCUUGAUGGAACUAGUUUGUUAUUUAUAAGCGCGCGUGCCCGCAUGAUCUACGAGUUCUCGCACCUCGUGAAGCGUGGCCCCAACUGCUGAUUAUUCGGCCGAGUAUGGCGAUGAUCACCGGCCUGCGGGCAAACUGUCUCUUCAGACACCGGCACCCCCAUCCUGGUGUUCUGUCCUUGCCGAACAAUACGUAAGGAUAGUCAAUUCGUAGCGUCCAGCUAUUUUCUUUGACGACAUGUGAUGCGACUCACCCAUAUUGUAUGGCUUCUUCGAUCAUGUUGCUAUAAAGGUCCGUCCAGGAAGGCGUCUGGGAGCCUUGUGACUGAAGCCGGUUGUGCCAAAUCAUCCAAUUUAAUCGAAAUCACGCGCGGGUUAUUUUCGGUGGUGAAGAUGGCCCCGUCUUGACAGACCGAGAAACCGCCGUCCAAACGUUGUUUGCCUUUUCCGCUCCCCCUCACAUGCAGGCGGCCUGCUCGAGAACCAAUUGGAAGCGAAGGAAGCCACUCAAUGGCGACCCGACAUCGGACACAGAGAAGCCCACAAACGCAACUGCACGCGCACCUAUGAAUCCAACCUGAUAGUCUCUUCAGUUUUUACUGCUUCCCUCCGACCAUGUUUGAUACCGCUGUUAGCAGUAGUUCUCACCACUGGUUAUUGUGUCCUCUCGUCAAUUCUGCUCCCGAGGUCAUUUUUGCUGAUAGAUUAUCCCAACCUCAGUCGCGCAAAUCCUGUACGGUCGUGUUGUACUCUCCCUGCUGGAUAGAACCUCAAAGGAAAGUCUUUGCAUCUAAAGUCGACUCACAGUGUUCCGUCAGUUGGUAUUUUUCCCCAAAUAUACGGGCGAGAAUGCGACAUCAUUUUUGCGAUGCCCCCUCUCCGAGCUCCUGUUUCGGAGUCAGUGCCCUAGAUGUUAUGCACGCGUCUUACAUAAACCGCCCACUCCAGAACAUGAUGCAUGUUUAGCGAGGGAGGGAGAGCAACCGCGAACAUUCCAGUCUUCCCACUGAACAUCUUUUGAUGUACUACUCUAUUUUUUACUUCAUUUUUUCUGUACAGGCGCUCUCGGAUGCAAUGGAUUUUUCUGACGGCUUGAACGCGAUGACCGAUGAUGAUCUCAUAGAGUUGACGGAUGACUACAGAUUACACCCAAUGAGUGCGCGCCAAAUGCUGCGAAUAGCCACCCGCGACGUUGUUCGUAGUCACAGCAUCUCCUCAGACGUCAGCUCUUUUGAGGUUGUUGAUGCGAAGGAUGCUGGACCUGGUCUGCCUUCGUCCGUCGAGUCAACAACCAUAGUGCUGCCAGAGUGCGGGACUUGUCACCUACCGUUUGGGGCCACUAGACCGUCACAUCCAUGCGGGUAAGCAUCACAACCACCUCACUAUCCUACGGGCUUCGCCUAUUCGCUUUAGUCAGCCCGAACUCCACCGAUUAUAUCGCUGCUUUGGCAGUGGCUAGGCGGACGUGUAGAUAGUUCUUACCAACCUCCAAACGUCCUGUCGUGCCUUCGGAUAUUUUGAUGCUGCAACAGACGACGCCUUCCUACAGGAAGAAUCGACACCUGUUUAUUUGAUAAUAGCUGGCCGCAAAAUCAAGGCAGAAUAUGACUUGUAGUGCAUCAGCGGCAUCACCUCGUACAGAGGAGGAUGAGGAGGCUGACCGUUUUGGGAAUGCGAUAAUAUGUUGACCUGACCCCUUUGGUUUUUCGGCUUUGUUGCCUCAUCGGCUUGACUGGAACCUAGGCAUUUGAUCUAUGCGACUUGGUCUGUGCCAAUUCGCUAGCGUUUGUCUGCGGGUGUGACAUGCUGACAGAACCAGCCUCCUCUAUUAGCUCUUCCCUAGCAACCCUGAGCAACCGCCCGAAUUACUGCCUCAACCUUCAUGAAUUCGUGCCAGUCACUUGGCUUAUGCUGAUGUUUAUGCAGAUAAGCGGCUGAUAGCCAGUACUAUAAUAUUGAUUUUGGUUUAUGUUCUAGAGAUUGCGGUCGACUGUUCUGUGACGUUUGUCUCCGCUUUCCGGCUUUCCACGACGGGAGCAGCUUGCACGCGGGCCGACUGAUGGGAGUCUGUGACAGUUGUAGUCGUCAUUUCAACGCUUCUGGUCACGAGAAGUUGCAGCGGCCACAAUCUCCCCGGAAAUACGCCGCCCACCCAUCUGUUCCUCUUCUAAUGCCCGAUUCCAUUGAACCGAACAGAACCGUCGAGUUCUUUCCGCGGACUGAGGCCGAACCGCCGUCGUCCAACAACGGUACGCUUGGCUUGCUGGCUGAGGUUCAGGAAGAGUUCCCCAGUCAUCCCAGUAUCCAUUACCGUUAUGUCAACCCGGCUUCGCGUCCGUACCAGAACCAGCCUGUUCUACGAACAUACUCCACCCAUGAUGACAGGCCCGUGAAGGAAGGUAAGAUCAAUAUCUACCGCUGUCGGACUGUGGGGAAUUGUUCAUCAACAUCCAGUGGACGCAGUCAAAACGGCAUCGCUCGAGCCUGAUUCUACCUACGUCAUCGGCAGACGGGCUUUCCUCGUCCAUCGUCUCCGCCUUUGCUCAAACCGGUGCCUUUGGCGCUCUCUCUCUCUGUACGUCUCUAAGAUCCCUCCAUCAUCCUAUUUACUUUCAUUAUAGACUCCUCCCCUCCGGAUUGCCGAGUCGUCCGGCAAAUUAAGCCGCCUUCCACUCACUUCCUCAUUGUACCCAAGUUCCCAUUGUUUAAUUCAACCUGUACACAUUCAGCCAACUUAUUUUCGUAUGCUAACUUUUUUUUCAGUACUACUUUUAUCUGUCCCGCCACAACUUCUAUCCGCCCCUUCAUGAUGGAUGUUUAUCUGUAUGGACUCUAGCCCAUCUUUUCAAACUACGGACAAUACGUACUGCAGACUGAAUGGUACUUUUGUUUCUCUUUCUCAAACGCUGCUUGGUGAGGCCCUGCGCACCCGAUUUACCGUCGGCAGCGUUUUGCACACCAAUAGGCGUGUGUGUGUUUUCUCUCGCGGCUCACAGCAACUACUUCAAUUUGCUACCCGCUUUCUAGAUUGGUUUGCUGUUUUCUACUUUCUCGCCUACGCUGUUGCCGUUUGUGUAGAUCCGAUUACGCUUAUGUUUUGAGGGCAUGAGGCCGCAUGACUUCGCCCCCCCCCCUCUGGUCCGAAUCAGCGCUCAGGAGCAAACGCUACAGAUCUGUCUGAUUUCUUUUUCCUCCAAAAUUAACAAAGAUCUCUGCCUUUUCCCUCGCUCUGUUUUGUGCAGGCCACUGUCAGCUUGUUUACGCUACGGCCACUUGUAAAUAAAAAUAUCUGUGACGGGGUUUGACUUUCGUGAUAUUCGAGUUAAGAAAAAUAGUCACCAAUCUUUCUGGUUAGGAUUUAUUUUAGAGAUUUAAACGAUGGUGGAGGACAAUCCUAUGUAAGCACAUAUUGGUACUAAAUACUGUACUAAAAUGCCAUUCAGUCAGUACCUGUCAACCGGCCCAGUUGAGAGUUAUCAAGGCAAUUGUAGUUUUUGCUUUUACCGCGACGCAUUUUCACUCCAGUGGCUACUAUUUGUGUCGUUCCAACACAUUCUGACUUGACUUUCGGUGGCCAGGCAUGGAGCGCUGCGCUAGCUGCCAAGUAUGAAAACUGUCCAACUCUUCUUUCCCGCUUUCGCCUUCGGACCGUACGGCAAGUGCCACCCUUCUGCUGGCGAUUAAAAGAUCUAGCCCGUUGGUCUAUCAAGGCUUGGCGGUCCUUCGCGUACUCUGAUAGCCUACACACGGUCUAACCAAAUGCACCAAUUCUGCAUGAUUUGUAUAGCCCUUUGAAUAGGUCUUUUGAACCGACAAAUUGUGCUCAAAAGUGUGACGUUCCACAAAUUAGUGUUUAAAUUUAGAAAAACUCAAAUUCAUUCAAAUCGGAUACUUCGAAGUCUAUCAUGCCUGUUGCUCGGGUUACUUUUUUAGCGCGUCCCGUCUACCUAAGCAGGGGGCCGUCAUCAAGUUUUAUUCGAGAGCGAGUCCCUUCUGCACACGAGUGCUAGCUAGGGCAUCUCGACUUAAAACUCGAAUGGACACGAUUGUCGAAGGUUUUGAACGCCAACUACGGCCAAAUAGUCGGCCUUGUGUUUCCCGAAUUCGGAAUGUGCCUAUGGUUCCUUUCCAUGAGGUCUGUCCACAGGGAUCGUCGCCGUUCCUGGCUAAGCAGGCGUUUUCUCUGCGAUCAUGUCCAUUCCUCUGCGUUUCGGGGACUGUUACCGUGCCGUCAGGGCUCGCCCUCUCGAAGUAGAACGACGCUUUUUGGCAUCUACUUUCAGUAUUGUUAAAGGCUGCCGCUGGUGAUUAGGUAGGUGUGAGCUCUGACAUGCUCUCGUUACUCCUGUGUUCUAAAGGGCAGCUGUCUUUGGGCUGCCAACGGAGUGCCAGCACGACUGCCUUCCAUAAGACUCACCGUCAUGGGAGAAAAACACUGCGACUCAGGGGCCUACGCACGUUCUCCCGUAGCGACCAGUGGUUGCAUCGUUGAACGUCGGACAGAUGUAUCCUUCAGCUACUGUCCUACGAUUUCCCGCGGCAGCUCGCUUUUGGGGGUACAUAUCACGUUGAAGGGAUACGGUUGACACCUUGCUCAAAUAAGUCAGGAUCAAAAGGAGGACUUCAUAAACGCAUGAAGAAGUUCGCCAGACGCGGCGAUCCGCUAACAAAGUAGCAACAAACCCGAGAGGACUGCCAAGGACGGGCAUUCCGACUAUCACUUUCCAACCUCUCCCUUACAUCCUCACUGUCGAUGCACAUUCAGUGCUCGUGGUAGGCUUUCUGUGCGCGACAACGACCAGCGCAGCAAGAGAACGUUCACUUCGACAUCCUAACUCUGGCGGAAUGACCAUGUAAACUAUCGUCGCUACCCACGGUGGCCGGAACGCUGUGUAUGCGGUCUUGCCAACUUGCGCUUUGCCUUUGGCAUGCCGCCCGAUCCGACCGUUUGCGUACGCGCAUUUACGCGCGCUUAGACCAGAGCCAAGACCGCCAGGGCCGAUCGAUCGGCGGCGUAGCCGACGCGUGCACUUCAGACCAGCGCGCUCGUGUGGUCACGUGAUCUGCACGUUGCCAGCGCACACGCCCAAGUCACGUGUUUGCAACGUCGCGCAGAUAGUCGACGUACGUCGCUGAUCGACUGGAGAACUUACCUGGCCAUAUCACAUUUCAUCCACUAGCACGACGAUGACAGAGCGCCAAAAUAGGGCCUACGGUCAGAAGACGAGAUAACCAUACUAGCUCCUGCCUUUCCAAUUUGUUGCUCUUGACUGAGCAGUGAAAUUAUGCGCUAGAUAAGGAUGGCGGGCUUAACGUCUAUGCUGACUUCAAGAGGACGCUCGACGUCCCACACAAACUUUAAGCCUACAAACCAUCCGAAACUGGGAUAGGAGGAAAGCUGCUGAAAUGAAUUGCACGUAUGGGUUGGCUUCUCGUAGUCAUCCCCUGCCUCAGUUUUAAGUGGUGCCCCCAGGGUUCAGUCCUCGGUUAACAAUCUGAGUUGCAGCGCCGUCACGUUUGCGAGCGAUGCUAGGCUCUGGGUAGCCAUCAGGUCUGAUGAAGGUAGGAACACAGUUAGAGAGAGUCUUGGUUGACUUAGCAACCGGUCUGCUCGCUGGCUCAUAAAUUUUUACGUUAGUGUGUGGUCUUAAGACUCAAUGGGAAGACCUCGCCUCCGACCGACCGACAUGACGGAGAGCAGUGAAGGCAGGUACAACGAUCUACGAAGUCAACCGUAUCACCGCCGCCAAAGCCAAACCCGAAGCUCGUAAAUCUCUACUUCCUCCGCCUCGCAACAUCAACAAUCAACCACCCCCUAACUGCUCACGACGUCAACGGACGUACCGGGCACCAACCGGUCUCAUUGGGAAUCGUACCGACUGCAGCUCUCGGACGACACCAACCGAUGUCCCCCCGACCACCUCUGCCCGCCCCCCACGACGACAGCCAGCACUGACCGCGCCCUGAGCCCCACUGCCAUCCUUCUCCAUUGCCUCAACAUCUGCUUCGACGGCUCCUGCACACACCGCCACAGCACUCAGUCCCAGCACACCAACAAACAUCAACCCCACUACCGCCAACACCAGUGGUGAGGACCUGGUCUACACAUUUCCUCAUUGCGACCGCAACUUCACCUCAAACAUCGGCUUGGUCGGUCACUUGCGAAUCCAUCGCUCAAAGACUGGCGAACCAGUGUCUGGAGCACCAACCUACAUCCGCCGCAUUCGCCUCCACUGCCCACACUGCCCCCGCACAUUCAUACAUCGCAUUGGCCUAUUCGGCCACAUGCGCGUCCACGAAAACUAGCCGUAGACAACCGCCAGCUAAACCACAACAUCACAUCCUCCCUCACUAACAUCUCACCGCACAUCAGCAUCACCCACCACAAGCACCCUAAUGCCACCUCCCAGGCAAGUAGGAAGUGUGCGUCUCGACUCGGUCCCCGUGCGGCUCCUGUUGCAUGGGUGACUCGAGCCUGAGACUAUCCCGGUGCAUCUAGCGCCGCGUAUUGGAAAGCUGCUGACUGACGCCCCAACUCGGUCCACGCAGUCCGUCCAGUUGUGUUUGUGUGCAGUGGCGGAAUGGUUGCCUGACAGCCAGUCUGAAGCGACCCCUUCUCAACGUGACCUACGGCAUUCUCAUGCAUGUGAGAUGUACGCCGCUCAAUCCCCCAUUGUGUGAAAUCAUCGUGAUUGUGUUUGCGGGCCAGGUCGUGCAUGUGGCGCACACAGACAACGUCACUAGAUAUGUCAGCCACCGCGCCCAUUCCUCGCAUCAGUCAACUGACCGGCUCGGACAGUGCCUGAGGCACAGGAAUGAGAAGGGAGAGUGAAAUCAACGACUCCGAGCAUUUUCAUCACUAAAACCAAUCUGACGCACUUGAAGCUAUCACGAUGCUCUAAAAGCCGUGGCUUGGAAGGUUGCCAACUGACAGAAUAACUUGGAGUUCGCAGUCGACCCAGUGGUGUGUGUGCUGCAGUUGUGGAGUGGCCGGAUGGUGGUCUAAGAGUCAAGCUGAAGUGGGUCCUUCUUAAUGUGGCCUUUAUGGCACUCCCACUGUGUGGGAUCUGAGUCGGGUGUGGCGGCAAUCCUAGGUGCGACUUCGGCCGUGCCAACCUCCAUUCUUUUGUUGUUGUUGUUGUUGUUGUUGGUGGUGGUGGUGGUGGUUAAAAUCCGGGUUAAGUGUGUGUUGCGUAUCAGGGGGUGUGGAGUGGAAUGCCAAGGUGCGGGCUCGACCGUGCCAUCCACCAGAGGCCUCCCUCAUCUUUGGUCUUCUUGACUCUGGCCUGAUACUGUGCCCAACUGUGGAGUGGGGGAGAGAGAUUGCGGUGGAUGCUCUGAAAGUCUACAUUCCCUGUAAAAUAAUUCAUGCGCAUGUCACAGUGUCUGCUGCGCCUUGUUGUGUUGCACACGGUGGACAUCGUCGGAAUUGAUGGUCGAACUAUUAAUCUUCAGACUCAGUACCCGAAGGACCAGUGAGAUAGAUGAUUCCAUUACGUCCUUGAUGGACAGCACCUUCAGGCGUUGAGGAACAGAAGGAUUUCGGUGUUAUAGUUACCACCUCGCCUAAACCACCUUUACAGAUCUCAAAGGCAGCUAAACGCGCGACACAGGUGCCAUUCGCGCUGAAACGAGCGUUUGUUCAAAUUGAUCAAGAACACUAUUUCAGUCUCAAUUUGAAUAUCCCGAAUAGGUCUGGCGUCCGAGGCUGAAGGCAGUUUAUCUGCUUCUGAAAAGAGUGCAAGUGAGGGCUGCGAAUACGGUGAAAAAUCUUGGUCAUCUGCUUCAAGAGGCCGGACUGGGCGAACUUUAUUUGUUUCCUUUAAGCUGUAGGCAAUUGGGCGGUGAAGUCAUUCAAGCCCACCGCAUUGUAAGAGGUUGUGAGUGUACCCUAGAGUUCAAUGGCUUCGUUGAGUUUUCUGGGACGGACUGUCUGUGUGGUUAUCUCUUUAAUCUACAGAGGGCGUUGGCCCAUACGCUAGCCGGACGGAACGACCUGUCUCAGAGGGUCGCUGGAGCCUGGAACGGACUUCUUGCUGUGGCGACGCUUUCAAACACUUGAAACACUUGACUGCAGACUAGAUACUCGUAUUCUGCAGUUACUUGGCUAUGAAUUUGAGUAAUGCACUUCUAGCCUAUGCCCAGCAGUCUGCAUAAUAAUCCUAAGUUUUUCCCUUGGCACUACAUUUCACACUAAGUUAACAUUUGUUGUUACCAUACAACCAUGCAACCUUGCAGUCUGUAGUGACUUUUAAGUCCGUUUUGCUUUAGUCAGUUACAAUACGCUUUUUAAAGAACUUGACACAACUUUGAAUGAGACAUAGAACGAGCACGUGCAUUUUUACCUGCUGGCAACUUUGUUCUUGUCUACUAGUUGUUAACUGCUGGGAUACUGCUAUCUUCGUUUCCUUGAUAGCCUGCCCACUGUGCCCAACUAAUGGGUUUAUCACUUACAACUCUUUAUGGGCUAGGGAGGAGAGAAUCUAGUAGAUGUGAACGAGUCUGCCUCUCUAAAAACCCUUUCGUGCGCAACUCACCGCGCCGCGCCCACUCCGUGGGCCACACGGUUGAAGUCUCUCGCAAUGGUUGAACCCUCACCUCCUCAUCACCUAAAAACUCACUAAAAGCUCAUUAGUCAGCCCCGCCAUCGCCCACAAGGAAUGAAAAGGCAGGCAGUCUUGCAGCAACAUUUAAUUGUGUGGCAGGGGAGAGGGGUACCGACAAAGAGAAUGGGACUGGGAAGCCUUUUCAGACUUAUUAGCCAUCGUUCAAACUCAGGCUUGCAACAACUGAACCUCAAUCCCGCGUUCCUUGGUCAUUGUGCGUUAUUUAAAUUCAACUCCCUACCAGAGAACGCGAGUUCGAGCCCCAGGCCAUAGAGAAUCAGGUUUGAGAAUGAUUAACUGGCGACGACUAAUGAACUAGAAACAGCCACCCCAGUCGUUCUUUUCUUUGUCGGCACUCCUGCCCUUUAAGCAAAAUAACUUUUUCGAAGGACUUGUCGAACGUAACGUUUCUGAACCUAAUCUGGUUGACAAACAAUCAGAUUUCGGGCAGCUGACAGGUGUCGUUUUAAUUCUCUAGAACACCGAGCUGCGGAUAGAAUAUUCUGAUAUUCGUGGCAAGGUUUGGCCCUGCAUUCAAGAAUUCCCUUAUGAUGUUCAUACCUGCUAAGAAUUUAAAAUCCGUUAGCACUGGGAGAUAGCUUACACAACACGGAAUACCUUUUCGUUAAUGUCUGGUGUAUAAACUAACCACCAGGAGUAUUUGUGUCCCGCAGCUUUUCGACUAACAAGGGACCUGCGUUUUUCUUGGUUAACUGCAAAAAUGGCUUUAAUUUCGACGAUGGUUUUGGUGAUAAUUUAGCUGAUGUUCUUACCCGUUUUGGAAGUUAGUAUACAUAUUUUAUAACCAAUCUACCUAGAGCAGCAAAUGUCACGAAUUUGCAAUAUCCAUACUUAUGGUAGGAAGCAAAGUAGGCAUCAAGAAGUAUUAACAACAAAGGUUAAGGACAUCGCAAUGACUUUUUCUGACCUGUUAGCCGUUACCACCCACCACUGCCCCAACCUUGGAUGUUGGCUCAGUGAAGCCUUGAAUCCAGGCACAGGUAAUCACUGCGAAGUUGAAGUAAAGCAUUCUAUCAGCCGGAAUUUCCGGACUCGUCCUCUGACAACUGAGGUUGACAGCAUGCAGAGUCGCACGUACCUGGCGUUAACAGAUCCGUCUUGUCUGUAGAAUAGAAAUUUAAAUGUCGACUUGGAUUUGGUCCUCCUGAUCUAGAGCCAUCCCAGCCGGUGGCGUAGUGACCACCAAUCAGUGAUCGAGAAAUUUUGCUGACGCAAAUAUUAUGGGCACUGUAAUGACUACUUCUGGCCAUCAGCUCGUGUGUCAUCGCAAUCCCUUAUGCUGGCGCACCCAAAGCUUGUACCUGGGAUUAAGCCCGUGUAAGCGAACCUAUUUUCAGGUAGUUUUUCUUUUCAGCCACGUGAAUAUGGCUGAAUUCCGCGAAGUCUGCUGCUUAACAUAGGUUGCUUUUUAGGAGCGCAAGUAAGCGAAGUCGAUCAAAACAGUCGCUCUGUUGACGAAAGAAUUAUGCGAUCGUCCAAACCACUUUACUGUCUGGGCUUGCUUUCAACGCUGAGAAAUCUUAUUAAAAUGGAAAGAACUGCUGCCCAGUAUAUUAGAUAUAAAAGUAUGGUCUCGUGGUUCGGUCUUUUGGGAGAGAUAAUGUGUCAGGGUUGGUAGACAUUUAGUAGGUAAAUAUCCUACUAGAACUCACCUGUAUUUGAUCUCUAAAUACAGGCAUCUUUACCUCGUUUUAUAAGACGCUCCUUCAAAAUCCUCAACUUCCUGUCCGUUUCUCUCUAAAGGACGCAUGUCAUAAACCCUAACCGCUCAGGUUGCAUGCGAUACUUUAACCAGUUUAGUUCUUUCCGUAUGUUUGUGAGUCCUUUACAGAAAACUUUCAGCGGAAAACCAGUAGAGCUGCCCUUAUUUUUAAAAACAGGCGAAAUGUAUCCAUGCCACCCUACCGCAUGUUGCUCUAUUUUAAGGAAGCCUGUAAGUGCGCUUUGUAAGUCGCCUUCACUAUUGCUUUUGUAUAAAUCCUACGCACCAAUUAUGGUUUUACUUGCUAACCAAAUCUCAAAAUGCCGAGUUACGCUUUUUCCUAAUAGGGCUUUUUCCCCUCAGAGCUCUUUAUUAUGGGUGGACCAUUAAUAAGCGUGAAAUUUGUAGUGCAGAUACACAUCCGUGGUCAGUUUUGCUGACACUCCUACUCCAGUCCUUCCAAGCCCAAAAAUCAACUCCAUGACUUUUUCUCCUUCUCUCCCACUUUCAAGUUUUGUUCGGCACGCAAAUUUGCUUAAUGGCCUGAUAGGAAGGGGACCCAUUCGCUGGCAUUUGAAGCGAGGAUUCAUUCAAGGGAGUUGAAUUGAGGGACUCGGGUUUCCUCGUUGGAGCAUAUCAAGUGCGUUGCUGACCUUUCUCGGGCCAAAUAUAACGUGCGCUCCCGUCAAAUGGUGUUUGAUGCUAUCAAAAUUUACGGAAACCUUGUCGCUAAGUUUAGCCUGGGAGAAAACUAUGGAAAUGGAAAAGAGGCGUAAAAAAUUAAGAGUAUCUGUUAAUCCCUGUCCAGCGUCGGUUUUGUUGACCCAGCUGCCUCUCGGCCAUUUCAGUCCAUACAACUGGCUGUCCAGUCUCAGACCAUUUUUUCGUUCGACCGUAUAUUCCAGCUCCAGAUUGCAGAAUCUAGUCAUGACGGCAAACGUGCUGACACUCCAGGCAGACUGAUUUACAGCUACUAGGCAGGAUCCGGAUACUUUGACAUUUGGUUCGUUGCAGACAUUGAGAAACUGCGGCUGCAGACAAUUGGAACGCCGUUGGCAGCCGAGUUUCAUCUAUCAAUCUGCAUAUGGUUCAGUUUAUUUACCGCAACUGUCUUCAGUCCUAUCGAGCAGGAUUGAAAAUAUACAAACAACUCUGCAGUGUGAGGCUUAAAACUUUACUAACGCAAUAAGACGAUCUAUUUUGGCCUUUUCUCUGCUUGUAUGCCCUCUUAUUUCCCCACUGGCGCAGGUGACACAUAGACAGGAAACCUAACAACGGUUUCGAUAGGUCAUCUGCAUUUUAGGUGCACACGAGCCAGUCCGUCGUUUUCCUGUUUUUUUUAUUGAUAUACAAGUGGUUGUGCUCAUCACACGCUUAUUCCUACAAAAUAAAAGUAUGCGAGGUAACAAUCGGGAGAUGGCACCCAAAAAAAUCCGUUACCUAGAAAUAAUACCUUUAACAGUGGACUCAAACGCCUUCAGGCUAUAUCAGCGGUUGCAGGCCUCCUUUCGCGCACUAUAUGGACUUUAUGCGACGGCCUAACAUGGGCUGGCCGAAAGAACAUCGCAGGAGGUUACAUGGACGAUGGUCGCUGUUACCCAACCUUCCCCAUCGUUACACACGUACACCUGAAUAUACGGCAGACAUUCGCCUUAUGGCAGUUUAUUACAAAACAAAAACACUUUUAAACGGGAUACGUCUGCAGAAAAUGGGACAGGAACAGUUCCCAUGCAUCUGUAAAAGACAUGACAUUGAGGCCAAGCCAAAGACGAUACUGUACUUCGUCUAUGUGAGCCCACACAGCUCGACCACAUACAGGGCCUCCCUCGAGGAGUUUCCUUUUCAGUCGACUCCAGUAUGCCUCAAUGGCAUUGGUGUGCCGUCCGGUGAUAGGGUCCUUGAAGUUAUUUGAGUGGUUAACAGAGAAAUGUAGAUAACCUUCUGAGAGGAGACGAUUUUACGCUCUUCACUCGUCCGUUAUCACUAUACUGCCUUUGGCGACCAAUUUUGUAAUAACAUAACGGAGAGCGGAUCAACUUCGAUCAUUCACCUGUUUAAAUAAGGAUUUCUAUCCGCUAGUACCGUACAUCCCGACCAACCACCACCCAUUCAACCCCUAUUACCACCUGUCCCGUAAGGCAGGCUGCCUUGGUUAGGCGGAUUUUUUUGGGUGCCAUCUCCCGAUUGUUACCGCUUAGUCUUACUUUUUCAUUCCGAAAGUGAUUUUUGUUGCAUAUUACCAGAGCUGGGAUGCCUGCAUUAUAGAUAGUAUAAAGAAAACCAUCAUGUUAUCUUUAGUGCGUGUCCCGGAAAGGCUAGUAUAGUCUUCCUCCAUUUUCGGCAUUGUUCACUACGUUCAAAUUAGCGGUCAUUUGAUGAGCUUACCCGUGUCCUACUGUAACUUUUGUGAACCAGUUAAUACCUAAAUAAUUCUACUGUUGGUAAAGUCCAUUCUUCCAUAUCAGACAGAUGCCAACUAUCUUGGUUAGACAUCAUUAAAAUUUGCAACAGGGUUUGCCUUAAAGUAAUUUCAGUAGAGUAAACUUGCCCGGUAUCAAAAUGUGACUUCAGAUGUGAUCCCUCUUACAGUUAGCCCUAUUUAAGCGAUUUGUAACAUAGCAAUUUUCUGAUAUUCUAGUUUUCAGUUAGGAAGUAUUAAAUGUUAAACUCGCCAACGUCUUUUUUUAAGAGCAGUUAUUUUUUUACUGCUAUAAAACUUUGGUGAAAGCAGUUUGGAUGGAUUUCGCGUUAUAGGGAUUUCCUUGUGCUAACUCCAUGACAUUUCGUAGGUUAGCACCCCCACUGCACGCUGGGACACUGACGGAAGUAACAACAAAUUAACCCCCUUGUAGAAAGUUUCCCAAAUGAAUAUAUGGGAAAACUCCACUUGCCCUCGAAGUUCAGUAUUUCCUUGCUAUACCAAUAACCCACAUGUCCUCCCAAAGCAUUAAGUUGAAGUCUUAUGUCAAAACUUAUGUUGGAUUAGGAUAAGGCUGACUGAUGACAGUUAAUAAGACAGAAAUAGUCCCCCUUGCCUUUGAUGAGGCUCUUUUCAGUAAAUAUUCCCGGCCACUAUGUGACUGUCUACGAGGGCUCUACGAUGAGUCCCAAGGCACAAGGGGAUGAGUAUAUCUCACAAUCCGAUUGGUGAACGCACUUCCAACAUGAUUAAUAUUUACAAUCGCAAUUGACAGGUAAACGGGUUCGUUGCUCAGUGAUCGGAGGGCUGGACUUUAUAACGCUCCAUGAGUAGAGAACGCGGGUUAGGGUCUCACGUGCGGCAAAGUCCGGGUUUGGGUAAGACUGGUUGACGACAGCUACUGGGCCAGAAAUGACCAGCCCAGCCUCCCUUGUCUUUGUCUGGACUCCUUCCAGCAUACUUUGUAUCUUUUGAGUCCACUGUUAAAGGUAUUAUUUGUAGGUAACGGAUCUUUUUGGGUGCCAUCUCCCGAUUGUUACUGACUAAGCUCAUGGUCAAAAAGGCUCAAAAAAGGCUUCUACGCAGUCCUCUGACCGUAAAGCAUGGCACAUAUGCCCGCUGCGCGCACAGUUGGCGUUACCCAAUCUGCAUUGUUCACCGGACGACGUGGGAAAGUUCAUUUCUGACCUCGCAGGCGGCUGCAUAGUGACAGCCAAUCAGCAACACUUGAGUAGCGUUGCCGACAGGAAUAGAGAAGACAGAAGGGACUAGUCCCGGCUUAUUUGCCGUCGACGGCCUGCCAUACUUCAGCUGCACCAGACUGAAAGACCUGUGCUUUUCAACGCUAGUAGGCAAUCUUAGCGCGAAUCAGUAGAGUACUUCACGUUUGAAGGAACAAUCUACGAGCAAGUGAAGGGAACACCAAUGGGCUCGCCGAUCUCGGGAUUCAUCGCCGAGGCGGUCCUACAGUGGUUGGAGUCGCUUGUCUUCCAACACCACAGACCAAAAUUCUGGGCUCGGUAUGUGGACGAUACCUUCGUCGUCAUCGAACGGGAUCAGGUGCUAACGUUCAAAGAACGUCUCAACAGCGUCUUCCCGGACAUACAAUUUACGACGGAGGAGGAAGAAAAUAUCCAGCUGGCAUUCCUUGAUGUCCUCGUCUGCCGCAAAGAUUGUGGUGGCCUAAAGACCAAAGUGUUCAGAAAAGCGACGAACACGACGCAAAUACUGAACUUCAACAGUAACGACCCCAUCAGCCACAAACGCAGUUGCGUAAGAACGCUAUUUCGGCUUGUUGAGGCGCACUGCAGUGAACCGGAAGACAAGGUUGCCGAAUUCCAUUAUCUUCGACGGGUUUUCAGAGAAAAUGGUUAACCGCGCAACUUCGUCAACCGGUGUAUGCGCAAACAAGGCGAGCGACAAAACCGUGCCCACCCCAAAUUCUGGCGAGCGAUCCCGUACAUCAACAAUGUCUCUGGGGCCGUUAGUCGCCUUCUUUCACCACUUGAGGUUGGUGUUGCACACAGACCGGAGGCCACCAUGAGGCGUCAGGUGAUGAGACCAAAAGACCCACUGCCACAGCAAGAAACAUCUGGAGUCGUUUACCGGAUCUGGUUCAGUUGCGGACAAAGCACUUACGUCGGAGAAACUGGAAGACUGCUCCAAACGCGAAUUGCCGAACACGCGGCAGCGGUACGGAGAAAUGACGCCAACUCUCAGGUCGCGGCCCAUUCGACGAGACGCGGCCACAAAUUCAAGUUCGAUGAGGCUGAAAUUCUCUCGAGAGGGGAUAAUCGCGUGAGCCGCGAGUUGCUUGAGUCAUGGUUCAGGGGACCUCAGUCUACCAACAAGUGCAACGACAUCCCCACUCCAUAUUCCGUGCUGAGGCAUAGGCUGCCCAAAGCAAUUGACCACUCGAGGAGCGAGCAAGCCGGUGAGCCAGAUGGCCGAGCAAUCAUCACGCCAGCAUCCAACACGGGUGAUGACAUUUCGGCAAUUAACAACUUGCAUGCCGGCUAA
Spirometra erinaceieuropaei is the source of this 32666-nucleotide messenger RNA. NCBI's taxonomy places the organism in Eukaryota, Metazoa, Platyhelminthes, Cestoda, Diphyllobothriidea, Diphyllobothriidae. The record is from the annotation of a GenBank genome assembly.